UCCAUCCGAAAGUUACAGUUGUACACGACAGCAUCGUAAAGACUUUGAAAAUGUCAGUGCUGUUGCUGUUUCUUGCCUGUUUGAUGGGGAUGUGUUACACCAAUCCAAUAUCUAAGGAGGAAUUAAUGGUGGAUGAUGAUGGAGAUGAUUCCAAUGAGGUUAUAGAAAACAGUUUUGGAAAGUUACCCGAUCCUGAUAUGACGAAAACUUUGUUGAAGUAUUUAAUGAUGAUGUACAGAAAUUCCGAAAUGGAGAAAGACAAUAUGGGUUCUACCAGCGUCGACACACUAAUCGAGGAGUUUAAAACUGCUCUAAAAGGUUUACAAAAUUCGCUGGGUACUAAACACGUCCCCGACGACGAUUCUAAGAGCGUUACUUCUUCGGCAGUGACUGAAGUACAGACUGUCACGACGACUACAACAGCAGCACCAACUACCACAACUGCUGCUCUCAUUACCACUUCUGCACCCGUACACAACAGUACAGUUAUGGCCGAAAUAACGAAGACGGAGAAAUUACCCGAGAAGGACAAUGACCAAAUACAUUUGGUAAUUGGCAUGCUGAAUAGCGCCCUUUCUUUAGUCAAAGCGGGAAUUUCCCUCUUAGGAAAGUCGUAAACAAGUUGCAACACGCGAAUUCUGGAUGUAACGAGCUUUUUCAGCUUAAAAUAAACGUUUGACUUGAAUCAUUAAA
Molecule: messenger RNA, 693 nt
Organism: Centruroides sculpturatus (bark scorpion)
Lineage: Eukaryota; Metazoa; Arthropoda; Arachnida; Scorpiones; Buthidae
Exons: 2
Coding region: 51-617 (188 amino acids)
Source: RefSeq, a predicted model, not a curated record